Brettanomyces bruxellensis is the source of this 681-nucleotide messenger RNA. It is a transcript of the gene RHO3, whose product is annotated as Rho GTPase. The record is from RefSeq and is a predicted model, not a curated record. Gene Ontology annotation, biological process: small GTPase-mediated signal transduction. Bases 1 to 681 code for a protein of 226 amino acids. Lineage: Eukaryota; Fungi; Ascomycota; Pichiomycetes; Pichiales; Pichiaceae. Gene Ontology annotation, molecular function: GTPase activity; GTP binding. The transcript has a single exon.
AUGGUUCUUUGUGGUGGUUCAUCAAAGCCAAUCCAGCGGAAAAUUGUCAUUCUAGGUGAUGGUGCAUGUGGUAAGACAUCACUUCUAAACGUGUUCACAAGGGGAUAUUUCCCACAUGUUUAUGAGCCAACGGUUUUUGAGAAUUACAUGCAUGAUAUUUUCAUAGAUGGAAAGCAGGUUCAACUCUCGCUUUGGGAUACUGCAGGUCAAGAAGAAUUUGAUAAGUUAAGAUCGCUAUCCUAUAAUGAUACCGAUUGUGUGAUCCUCUGUUUCUCUGUUGAUUCCCCAGACUCGCUUCAAAACGUCAAAAACAAGUGGGUGAACGAAGUUUUGGAACAUUGCGAAGGUAUUCAGAUGGUUCUUGUGGCAUUAAAGGCUGAUUUAAGGCAAACUGAGGAUGAAGACAGAUCUACAGCAGGAAUUAACAGCCCGAUGGAUGCCCAGCAACAGCAAUUUGGUACCAGUGCAUAUAACAGCGAGGGUAUGCUUAAGAAGCUCGUGUCAUAUGAGGAAGGUUUAGCAAUGGCCAAGAAAAUUGGAGCUGUGAGGUAUUUGGAGUGCUCCUCUAUUAAGAAGAGAGGUGUCAAUGAAGUUUUCACAGAGGCUGCUAGAGUUGCUCUUGCGUCAAAAUCUAAAGCUGAUGAAGAGCAGUCUAGUUCCGGCGGUUGUGUGAUUAUGUGA